Biomphalaria glabrata is the source of this 3183-nucleotide messenger RNA. RefSeq lists its product as uncharacterized. The transcript has 4 exons. Lineage: Eukaryota; Metazoa; Mollusca; Gastropoda; Planorbidae. The record is from RefSeq and is a predicted model, not a curated record. Bases 804 to 1769 code for a protein of 321 amino acids.
CCCUCUAUCUGAGCCUCCCUCUCCCCCCUCUCAUCCCCUUUGCCUCUACUCUAUCCUAAGCUGACAUUUCUAUUUAAUGUCCGGCCCCCAUUAGCACGUCUGAUUGAAGAACAUUCACACACACACACACACUCCCACCCACACAACACACACAACUACACACACCCUAAGACCAGGUGAAAUAAAAUAGAAAAAAAAUCCAUCUCCUUGCAUUGAUCGCAUUGGAUUUAUUUCUGCAGAUUUAUUUUUGGGGGGAGAAUGUUUACUCAAGCGUGAAAUUAUUUCAAGUGACUGGUGCAUUAGAUUCGAACACAUUUCACUUGCGCAUAGGACAUUCCCAAUCAGUUUCAUUGAUGAUCUUGUUCUUAGUGUACAAAGGCUUUCACUUUAAUAAGUGAAACAAAUAUUUCUAGAUAAACUCAGUUUGAGUAAUGGACAAUGUUCUGUUGAUUACUACCAGACAUGUCCUUGUGAAUGAUGAGCGUUGAGCUUGACGGAGAUUCGCUGUCAGCGCCCCUUAGAAACUUGAUCGUAUAAGAUGAAGGAUCUCAUUGCCGACACAAACUUUACUCUGGUAAAGCAACGGAAGAUGCUUAUUUCCUGAAUCAGAAACAGUAAAGCUGCAGAUUGACACCGAUACAAUCUAUCAGAAACAGUAAAGCUGCAGAUUGACACCGAUACAAUCUAUCAGAAACAGUAAAGCUGCAGAUUGACACCGAUACAAUCUAUCAGAAACAGUAAAGCUGCAGAUUUACACCGAUACAAUCUAUAGAAAUAACAGCUACAGAACUAUACUAUGACAAAUGGCUGAGGAAUCGAAGACCACUAUAACUGAAACUUUAACGGAUUCAACUACGACCACCACUACAAUAUUAACAACUUCUUUAACAACAUUUUUUACCACAACACAUACAACAACGUACACAACCCAUUCACAGCCUCCCACCUCUACACCAAACGGAACGUCAACCAUCUCCUUCAUCACAUCGUCUUCAAACACCACCGACCAAGCAAGCAUUGCUCCAGCGUUGAGCGAAAGGGAGGUGGCCAUCAUAUGUGGCGUCGUAUUUGGUGUUCUGGGGCUGGCCAUCGCCGUUGUCGUCUUCUACAUCAUCGUCAGGAAAAGAAAGGAAAAGAAACACAGAGACAGUCAGCGCAGAUUGGGAUCCCUAAAAUCAGCAAGCGAACCUUACGAACACAUUCAGAAAGAUUCAGACAAUGAUCAUUACUAUAAAGGAACCACACCCAACACUAGAGAACCAGACGCAACGCUUUCUGUCUUAACUGAAGUCUCGAGAAAAAAUAAAGAUAGACCGUCAUCUCAAAUGUACGAGAACCAGACCUACAAUGCCCCUUCUUCAAACAAAGUAGCUUUCAAUAAUAUGGAAGCAAAUGAAGAAUACGAAUCAAUCACGCUUCCUUUAAGUACCCAACCUUUGGACAGGAGCUCAUCGAACUAUAUACUGAUGAAUGUUCAACCUCAUGGAUCGAGUAACAACUCUGAUUCGACCAAGGAAAAUCCAUUGACUCAGACUGAUUCGUAUGUUAACAUGAAAGAACUUCAGUUGGAUAAGUUCAGUAUAGAUGCAGGUCAAGACACCGGCACUUCAAACUAUGCCAACACCACACUGACAAUGCACAACGGUCAAAACGGACAAAGCCAUGGGUUGAGCUUAACCAAAUCAAAACCAUUUAAACUCAGCAAAAAGAAAAAGAAGAAGUACGCACUAAACGAAGAAUUGUCUGGCGAGAUUACGUACAAGCUGUAGCAGGUACAGUGUACACAAAUAUAGCAAAUAUUCCUUUGUUUUCUCACUCUCCUUGGAGGACUAUUAAGUCAAGGCAGUCAUUGCUAAAUAGUCUACAGCUCAGCCAGAGGACGCCAAAUGUUGGUUAGUACGUCUAAUAGGAUUACAGUGUGUGCUGGAAUUUUCUGAAACAGGUUUGACUAAGGAGAUAUAUAGCAGGAGCUCUUCUAAGAGUAGGUAUAUUAAUGAUAGCCUUUAAAUGGGUGCAAGUGCAAGUUUAUCUUUGGAUCAAGGAGAUGACAUUUAUGUAUUCAAUUAAAACGUCUUUAAACUGAUAAAAAAGACUGAGCACUUUGACCAUUGAAAGUAAAAUCGGCAUCAAGGCGAAGAUCGAACUUCACUUCGUGUUCACAUAGACUGCAAAUCUUGAACCAGGAAGUAGAAGAAGUAUGUUAUUAAAACUGAUUGUUAAUUUAAAAAAAACAACAACAUUAGAUAAUAUUACUACUUACGCGGAUUGUUAUUUUGAGCUUUAUUUAAUUUUUGAUUUGAAUGAAAUAGUAUAAUUAAAAAAGGGUAGUUAUGACGACUUCUAUUUACAAUAUUGAAAUUCAAAUGAAUUUAUUAUAGAUUUAUUAUAGAUUUGAAUGAGAUAAACCAGAAAUAGUAUCAGCGUUAAAGAUUACGUUUUUCUUAGAUACAGAAAAGAUAACAAGAGUAAAAAAAAAGUUUAAUAUUUUAAAAAAUAUAUAAAAAAUUUAACUAAAUAAACCUGGAUACAUAUAUCUUAUCUUAUCUUAUAUAAUACAGACGUUACUUCAAAAAAGAAGAUGAUUACAUCCUACGCGUCAUGCAUUUAGUCAUGUAUAUUAACCAAUGACUUAAAUUCUGCCAAGUCACUGGUUUUCCUGGCUAUAUAUAUAUAUAUAUAUAUAUAUAGCAGUAUAGGCGCUUGGCUUCUAUACCGGAGUUCCCGGGUUCGAAUCCUGGUGAAGGCUGGGAUUUUUAAUUUCGGGAUCUUUGGGCGCCUCUUAGUACCUGACAUUAGUUGGCGGUUGGUCGUUGUGCUGGUCACAUGUAACCCUCGUUAACCGUAUAUAACAUUUUGCCUUAACAUGUAAACUCAAUGAGAAAUGAACGAAUCUUUUUGAACUAUUUUAAUCGAAAUUACAAUUGAAGUUAAUGUUUUAACUUGAGAUAUUUAGAUUAAUUUGAUUCUAUUCUGUUUUUAUUGCAUAUAAUGUCCAUUGUAGUAUAGUUAUUAAAUGUGCAUUGUAAUGAUUAUGAGUAGGUCCGUUCGACUAGUGUUAAAAAAUGUCCGAAUGUGAUGAAAAUCAUUGUUGUUGUUUUUUGUUUUUUUUUACCAAAAAACUGUUCAAGUCAAAGGUAAUGUUUUUCGCUGAACUCAAUAAACUGCUCUGAUAUGCUAUAUAAA